AUUUCGCCUAACACUAGAUGGCGUCACAGUCGACGAUAACAAAAUGUCGGCUAUAAUAAUUUAACGAAGUGACUAUCUAUACUCCCUGAUUUAACAGUACAUUACAAUUACACGAAAAUCUGAACUGACUUUUGUUAACCAGUACAAUCCGGAGUAGCCAGCGAUGUCAGGAAAUAAAAGAUUAGAAGAAGUGAAGUCACUUGUUUCAGCUCAUCCCGAUUUUCCCAAAAAAGGAGUAUUAUUUAGAAAUAUUUUUCCAGUUUUGAGAGAUGUUCAUGGUUUUAAGACAUUAUGUGAUCUUAUUGUUGAACAUAUCAAAUCAACCAGUCCUGAUGUAGAAUUAAUAGUGGGAUUGGAUUCAAGAGGAUUUCUGUUUGGACCAAUCAUUGCUCAGCUACUAGGAAUUGGUUUUGCUCCAGUAAGAAAAAGUGGAAAAUUACCAGGUGAAACAUAUAAAGUCAGCUAUAAACUUGAAUAUGGAGAAGAUAGUUUUGAAAUUGAAAAGAGCAGUAUCAAACAGGACCAAAAAAUAUUAAUCAUAGAUGAUCUCAUAGCAACUGGUGGAAGUAUGAAGGCUGCAUGUGAAUUAGUAGAAAAGGCUGGUGGAAAUAUUUUACAGUGUUUUGUUGUUAUUGAAUUAAAUUGUCUGAAUGGUAGAGAUAAAGUGAACAAACCAGUUCAUUCCUUAUUAACUUACUGACUUGUCUUAACAACGAAUACAGUAUUUUAUGCAAAUGAAUUUGAUAAGCAAUAACAAAGAAUAUAUUUUAACCCUCAAAAUAUUUACUUGUGUUAUGUGUAUCUAACAUAGUAAGUGUUCAAAAUCAAGGUAUGAUUGUGGCUCAUAAAGGUUUCUGUUCCAAGAUAACUCAAAUGAAAUUUUAAUUGAGUAAAAAGAGCAUUUUCUUUGCCCCUUAUGCCAAAGUACAAGAUUCACAAGGAUCCAGUGUAUGACAUAAUACAGAGAAUAUGCGUUGACCACAGCCCCAUACUAACCAUUUAGUCAGUUUCCAGAUUGGAUCAAACAUUUGGUAUCAAAAACCGGUACUGACUUUGAUGAAAUAAAUAUCUGUUGAGGAAGCUUUCAGAGCAAACCAUUUUAGUGGACACCUCAAGAUGCAUUUCAUAUUUUAUUAACGAGGACACUUACACAUACAGUAUCAUACAUAACUUAUUUUUUAAUGAUAACCGGUUUCCCUCAGAAAUUUAGGCUGAAAAUUUUAUGGCAUUUUUGAUUC
Molecule: messenger RNA, 1238 nt
Organism: Lottia gigantea (owl limpet)
Lineage: Eukaryota; Metazoa; Mollusca; Gastropoda; Lottiidae
Exons: 4
Coding region: 164-700 (178 amino acids)
Biological process (GO): adenine salvage; AMP salvage
Cellular component (GO): cytoplasm
Molecular function (GO): adenine phosphoribosyltransferase activity; AMP binding; adenine binding
Source: RefSeq, a predicted model, not a curated record